This is a messenger RNA of Ciona intestinalis (vase tunicate), 952 nucleotides long. RefSeq names its product ferritin, lower subunit-like. Gene Ontology annotation, molecular function: ferric iron binding; ferrous iron binding. Gene Ontology annotation, cellular component: cytoplasm. The record is from RefSeq and is a predicted model, not a curated record. Gene Ontology annotation, biological process: intracellular iron ion homeostasis; iron ion transport. Lineage: Eukaryota; Metazoa; Chordata; Ascidiacea; Phlebobranchia; Cionidae.
AAGCGUGUCCCAGAAUCUCGUACGACACACUCUAACAGCAGUUUCUCUCGCUAAACACAAACCGGUAUCACAGUUUAGAUUGUUGGGUGAAUUGAGUUAAUAAUAAGCGUUUAGUUUUUCAAAAGAAAGUAUAGACAGGUAAAAGUCAUGUUUCCAAAAAACUUGGAAAACGUACUUGGAAAGCACAUUAAUUCAAAACUUAAAUGUUCCUAUUUCUACACCGCAAUGGCGUCAGUGUGUCGUUCAAACACAUUGUGUUUAUUGAACCUGCAGAAGUUCUUUCAACAUCGUUCCGACCGUACAAGAACGCAGGUCAAAUUUCUCAUCGACUAUCUUGCGACUCGAGGAGCUGAUUUUCAAACGUCAACCAUCGAGGCGACAGACACCAACUCGUGUACCUUUAGCGCCACCUCGUGUCUUCGUCUUGCUCAGACGAUGGAACAGGAUAUUACCACCGAGCUCUACUCUGUACAUGAGGCUUCUAAACUGGACGUUGAUCUUACGAAGAUCUUGAACCGAUUCAUUGUUGAACAAACCGAAACUCUGUCCACACUACAACAACAUUUACAUUCGUUGGAAACGAUUCGCGCAAGAUCGAGCAACCAAGGGCUAGCAGACUAUCUCUUUGACAAAACACUUUAAAACCACUAGUGUAGUGCUAUACAAGUGUUAUUGGUUGGUUACCUUGUUUAAUGUAAUUUUUUUUCUAUACAGUGAAUCAUACAAGUUGGUUCCAUUCAUGUUUAUUUAUUCAUUAUGUCCUCUGUUUGCUUUCGUGGGUUAAUUACCUUGCUUUUUUCUUCUAUACAGUGAACCAUAUAAGUUGGUUCUAUUUGUGUUUAUUUCUUCAUUUUGUACUCUGUUUGCUUUCGUUUUUCAAAUAUUUGAACAUGGGGCGAAGGCUCGUCCAAUAUAAGAUCUCAUGAUCUGGGCGUUGCGUCUCCAUACCUUA